Messenger RNA from Protopterus annectens (West African lungfish), 731 nucleotides. It is a transcript of the gene LYRM7, whose product is annotated as LYR motif containing 7. Gene Ontology annotation, biological process: mitochondrial respiratory chain complex III assembly. The transcript has 5 exons. NCBI's taxonomy places the organism in Eukaryota, Metazoa, Chordata, Ceratodontiformes, Protopteridae. The record is from RefSeq and is a predicted model, not a curated record. Bases 140 to 454 code for a protein of 104 amino acids.
CUACCCGUAGUGUUGUGCUGUUACCGAAUCGGAUGAAUGCAGCUAUGGGGUUGAUUCCAAGGUCGCUGUCUGUUUUUGGGUGUCCUGUGUGCUUUAGUUGAUCAGUGUUACAGUCUUCGUUAAAACUGUAAAUUGGAAAAUGCCAUUGCGUAGGAGGGUUCUUCAACUUUUCAAGACACUGCAUAGAACAAGACAGGAAGUUUUUAGAGAUGAUGGUGAAGCUCUAGAAGCUGCAAGACAGAAGAUAAAUGAAGAGUUCAAGAAACACAGAGCAGAAAUCUCUUCAGAGAGAGUACAUGAGCUGAUGAAACAUGGAGCCGAUGUGGAAGUUUUUCUCAGGACAUCAGUUGUACAGGCAGUGCACACUGACAACAACAGACUCUUGCUUCGACCCAGGCCUUCUGUUUUUCAAGAAAAUGUUCCAUACUGUGAUACUCCACCACAAAAGACAUAAUCAUAGACAGUGCGCUGGGUGACAGAAUAAUAAUGCAAGACAGGAUGGAAUAAAGAAUCUGUGGACAAAAUGCAGCAUUGAAGAAUAAUUUUUCAAAAACUUUUCAAGCAUACAUCUUAGCAUCUAAGCACAACAAUUCUGGGCAAAGCCAAAAAUAAUGGGGGAUAAAGGUCAAAAUCAGUGACAGAUUUUAGAUUGUGCUAUUAUUUGCUCUUACACACUUCGAAAUGUUUUGCAUUCGCAUGCAUUUUCUGGGGAGUAUAAAGCCUGAAACUCG